Messenger RNA from Spodoptera frugiperda (fall armyworm), 4076 nucleotides. RefSeq names its product ATP-binding cassette sub-family D member 3 (gene Pmp70). The record is from RefSeq and is a predicted model, not a curated record. NCBI's taxonomy places the organism in Eukaryota, Metazoa, Arthropoda, Insecta, Lepidoptera, Noctuidae. Gene Ontology annotation, biological process: fatty acid beta-oxidation; peroxisome organization; very long-chain fatty acid catabolic process. The transcript is spliced from 14 exons. Gene Ontology annotation, molecular function: ATP binding; ATP hydrolysis activity; ABC-type transporter activity. The coding region runs from base 199 to 2118 and encodes 639 amino acids. Gene Ontology annotation, cellular component: peroxisomal membrane.
CUGUCAUUCAUACAUCAAAUUCUCAAAGACGAGUUCUUGCUUCACAUUCCGAAAGCAGUAAUUUAUUUUAACGCAAUAAACGGGGAAGUGUAACUGUGUAAUGAGUGUCUGGUGCUCGUGCUCGUGAUUGUUUAAAUGUGUGUUUAUUUAAAAUAAAUGCUGAUUUUUAUUUAAAAGUUAAUUUUAUAAGCUUCUGUGAUGGCGCCGAAUUUUAGUAAAAUUACCUCACGGACUGAUGUGAAAAUUGCGUUAGCAGCCUCUGCAGCGCUAAGUGCCUGGGUAAUCAGGAAUUCUUUGAAGUCAAGCAAACAUAAAAAUGUCAAAUCAAACCGCCUUUCACCUGAAGAACAGAUACAAUACAUGAUAAAAGAGAAAAAUAAAAAGGAUCCAAAGGCCCAAGUAGAUGCACGGUUCCUGGCUGAACUGAGUGCACUAUGGAAGAUCAUGAUGCCAUCUUUAUGGUGCAAGGAGAGUGGAUUUAUGGUCAUGGUCGCUCUUUCCCUGAUAUCAAGGUCUAUGUGUGAUCUAUGGCUUAUACAGCAUACUACACUAAUUGAAGGAUCCAUCAUCACAAUGAAUCACAAGGAGUUUAGAAGGUUAUUAACACAAUUCUUCAUUGCCAUGCCUGUCAUCUCAUUAGUAAACAAUGCACUGAAGUGGAGUAUAGGGGAACUGAAGUUACGACUUAGGACCAAUUUGACAAUGUUUUUGUACCAACAGUACCUGAAGGGCUUCACCUACUACCAAGUAUCAAACCUGGACAAUAGGAUAUCGAAUGCUGACCAACUGUUGACCACAGACAUUGAGAAGUUCUGCGAUACAGUCGUGGACCUGUACAGUAAUAUCAGCAAACCGAUGCUGGAUAUCGGUAUUUACUUGUACAGGUUGACUGUUAAUUUGGGGGCUUCGACUCCUGGUAUCAUGAUGGCAUACUUACUUCUAUCUGGAGUGUUCCUCACAUACCUCAGGAGACCUACUGCUAAGAUGACGGUCCAUGAGCAGAAACUGGAAGGAGAGUUCAGAUACGUGAACUCCAGGCUGAUCACUUAUUCCGAGGAGGUCGCCUUCUACCAGGGCAACCACCGGGAGCAACUGACGCUGCUCGCCAGCUUCUACAAGCUGACCAGACAUCUGCGCAACUUCCUCAACUUCAGGGUCGGCAUGGGAUUCAUUGACAACAUCAUCGCCAAAUAUGUGGCCAUAACUGUCGGUUUCUACGCCGUGUCUCGCCCGUUCUUCGCAGUCGACCACAACCUGCUUACUGCCGGCACUGAGAAUGAUAGGUUCAAGGUAAUUUCUCCUACAUAUUUUAGUAGAAUGCCUCGUGGAUCGCGUGACGUCAAGAGGGAAUACACCCGGACCAUGGUGGAUAGUUUCCCGAACUCGCAGAAUGGGAGCUGGAUCCCAGCGAUACUGGCGCCGGGCGCGGGCCGCAUCAUCUACCAAGACAAGAUCAUCCGGUUCGACAAGGUGCCGCUCGUCACGCCCAACGGGGACGUACUCAUCAAGGACCUCACCUUCGAAGUCCGUUCGGGUAUAAACGUUCUGGUGUGCGGUCCCAAUGGCUGCGGCAAGUCGUCCAUGUUCCGCCAGCUCGGCGAGCUGUGGCCCAUAUUUGGAGGCACCCUCACCAAGCCGCCCAAAGGCAAGCUCUUCUACGUGCCGCAGAGACCUUACAUGACGCUGGGUACUUUGAGAGAUCAGAUAAUCUACCCACAAACUCGCGAGGAGAUGCAGAGACGAGGUCGUUCCGACGAGCAACUGCAUCGCUUCCUGGAGAUCGUGCAGCUGUCGUACCUCACCAACCGCGAGGGGGCGCUGGACGCCGUCGAGGACUGGAUGGAUGUACUGUCCGGGGGAGAGAAACAGAGGAUCGCUAUGGCGCGUCUAUUCUACCACGAGCCUCAGUUCGCGAUCCUGGAUGAGUGCACCAGCGCAGUGUCCGUGGACGUCGAGGGACAGAUGUACCAGUACUGCAGAGAAGUCGGUAUAUCACUAUUCACGGUGUCUCACCGCAAGUCCCUAUGGAAGCAUCACGACCACUACCUACAGAUGGACGGCAGAGGCGGCUUCGUGUUCGGCGAGAUCGACAACGAGACGCAAGAGUUCGGCUCGUGAUUGUUAACUCCUUUACACAUAGCAUAACUAGAGCUUAAUGCACAUAGAACGUUAUAAAGGAAAAAAAAAUACUUUGUUCUUUUGGUUGAAAGUUUAAUAUUGUUUGGGACGUCAGCAGCUCAUGAUAAUCCUGGACUCUGGCCUCCUCUUAUAAGAGUUGGUCAUAAUCUUCACGCUCUGUGGCCAGAUUAAAGAUCGUCGUUUAAAAGGUUCAGGUUUAUGAAAAAGCAAGAAGAAUGUGUUAAGUGUAUUAUGCUGUCGACCGUCGACACAGGAAAGAGGACCUAUAUAAGUUUUUUGUUGCAAGUAAUAUUGUUCUGUACAUCGCAUUUAAAAACACAAUUAUGUUCUGGAUGUAUUUACGACAGAUUCACGCUAUUUACAAUAGCAAAAUUAAGUUUAUUUUUAGUGAUUGCUGUAUGUUUUAUAUUAACUUAUUAUUUAAUACAAAUUAUCUAAAUUAGUUUAAUUUAGUUCUUCCCUUUUGGAAGUAGAUGAAAUAACGUUCUAUGUGCAUUAGUCUCCAUACAUAUAUAGAUUAUACAAAUGUAAUAAUAAAUUAUGUUGAUCUUUAUACUCUGUUCACUUCUAAUUUAAUGUGGUUGGUGUAAUAAUAUAUGAACGUUUUUCCAACUAUCGUCGUAUUUUUACAAUCAUUAGGGCUCAAAAACUUCUAUAAUUGAGUUGAAAAUGUAAGUACUACUUUUAUACUACGUCAUAGUAAAUAUUUACUCACGUCACUUCAAUCGGUAGUAAAUGUGAGAAAAGUAGUUUGUCAUGGUCAAUUGUGGAUCUAUUUAUGAGUGCCAUAACUCAUCUAAAUUGUACCAGGUAAUGAUGUUAGUCGAUUGAUUUUAAAAAGCAUGUGUUGCUUUGGCCACUGAAUUGAUGCAGCUACAUAUUUAUAGAACUAUUUCGUUUUACAAGUAAAAAGAGUAGUGAAACUAUUAUUUAUGAUAAAUGUAUGGCUAAUUGUAGUUGAAUCAUGAAAUAUUUGAUGUUUUAAAUAUAAUUUCCUUCUCUAUUUAACACUAGUUGUACCUAAAUAGCUACACCAGACCAAUCUAUCUUAGUGAAUUCAUUAUAUUUAGAAACAAUUUAUUUUAUGUUUAUUUUUAUUUAGCAAAUGGCGACAUUUUGGUGUCUGUUUAAGUUUUAUAAAACGAAAGAGCGAGAAAUAAAAUCAUAUUUUUUAUAGUGUUAUGAUUUUAUAUCAUAGGGAGGUUCCCAUAUAGGCAAUGAUUCAAUAAAAUAUUCAUAGUUCAUACCAUUCAAUCUGCAAUAUUAUGAUAAUUGUGUCCCAAGUUACCCGUCUGAGGAAUAAUACAAAAUGUAAGAAUUUAUAUUUAAUAGAUAAUUCUAUAUUUAUAGACAUAACGUUAUUUAUUAGGUACUCUUAAUUGUUUUGUGAUAGUUUACACACAAUAUGACAACUAUUAAAUAAAAGAUAUAAUAUCUUUACAAAAUAUUAUUUUUAAUUAACUAUAAUGAACAAAUGUUUAAUAUUUUAAGUGAUUGUUCUGUUAAAAAUAUAUACAACUCUACAUUCAUAAUAAAUUAAAUGCGAAAUGUUAAGGGUUUUGUGGAGUGGUGAGCAUGUAUUGAAAUGUUUUGUCGCGUUAACCUCUAGCCAACUUAAUUACUGAGCAUAUGGAUAUGCAAACUAUCAGGAAAUUUUGUAAAACGUGUACUCAGACCUUAUUGGUCAUACAUAAACAAAUUGUCAAUGGAAUGGCCUUGGUACCAACAAUAGUUUGUCUUCUAUCAACACGUAAUCAACGAAUAUUGCAUAAAAUUACAAGGUCAUCUCAUUGCGCCUUCGUUUUACUUGAGGCCAUGGCCCAUUAUUUGUAUAAUGUACUGUGGAAAUCUUGUAUGACACUGCUGUGAUAGAUGUUAAGUUUUGUUGUUCUUUUCGUGUUGGUGGGUGCUGGGUCAAUAAAGAGGGUUCAGGAAUA